Pristis pectinata (smalltooth sawfish) is the source of this 2795-nucleotide messenger RNA. Its product is annotated as tigger transposable element-derived protein 1-like. Gene Ontology annotation, cellular component: nucleus. The transcript has a single exon. The coding region runs from base 539 to 2779 and encodes 746 amino acids. NCBI's taxonomy places the organism in Eukaryota, Metazoa, Chordata, Chondrichthyes, Rhinopristiformes, Pristidae. The record is from RefSeq and is a predicted model, not a curated record. Gene Ontology annotation, molecular function: DNA binding.
AGGGCCUGUUCCGUGCUGUACUGUUCUGUGUUCUAAAUGGGACUAGCUCAGGUAGGCACCUUGGUUGGCAUGAACAAGUUGGGCCGAAGGGCCUGUUUCUGUGCUUCUAACUCUGUGACUAGGCCUGUCUUCCGUAUGGUUCAGAAGAAUGAGAGGAGAUGUCAUUGAAGCUUAAAAAUUGUUACCAGCUGAACAACUGGACGCAGGGAGGAUGUUUCCCCUGACUGGGGAGUCUAAAAUAGGGGUGACCUGUCUCAGAAUCAGAGAUGGGCCAUUUUAGACUGAGGACAAAUUUGUUCACAUAGAGGGUGGUGAAUCUUGGAAUUCUCUGCCUCCAGGAGGCUGUGAGGGCUGAGUCAUUGAGUGUGUUGUGAACAGAUGGAUAGGUCUGACACUUGGCCAACAAGAGGCACAAUUUGUAGUUGUUGCUUGACCAAUGAGAAUGCAGUAACAUAUUUUGUUGUGUUUACCAGUGGUUGACAGGCUGCUGUACCUGUAGUUUUGUGAAGGGACUCCUGUUACAGUAUUUGAACCCAAAAUGCCCAAAGAAAAAUCAACAAGUGAUAGUGUGGGUAAUGUGUCAAGAACGUCAAGAAAGAGCAUCACGUUGGAUGUGAAACUGCAAGUGUUGAGGCGGCUCGAAGCAGGUGAGCGCCAGGUCGACGUUGGGCGAGAUUUCAAUUUAGCUACAUCGACCAUUCGAACCAUUUUGAAGAAUGCAGAAAAGAUUAAAGCUUCUCGCAAAACCACCACUUCAUUUAGUGCUACAAAAUUAACUCGUUCAAGGAGCAGCUUGUUGGAGAAGAUGGAGAAGGAGCUAUGCAUGUGGGUGGAAGAUCAGAUGCACUGUCGCAUUCCCUUAAGCCAGUUCAUGAUCAUGGAGAAAGCCAGGAGCAUCUUUAACCACCUGAAGGAACAAGAGGGCAAGGGAUCCACGCUGGAGACGUUCACAGCCAGCCGAGGGUGGUUCCUCAGGUUUAAACGUCGCAGCAACUUGCAGAACAUUCACAUCAGUGGGGAAGCCUCGCGUGCUGACGAUCAGGCAACACAGGAGUAUACUGACACGCUCAGUGCCAUCAUGUCUGGAAAAAGAUCAGCCAGUCAUGGUGUGGAUAGUAUGUCAAAAUUGUCAAGAAAGAGCAUCACAUUGGAUGUGAAAAUGCAAGUGUUGAGGCGUCUCGAAGCAGGUGAGCGCCAGGUCGAUGUUGGGCGAGAUUUCAAUUUAGCUACAUCGACCAUUCGAACCAUUUUGAGGAACGCAGAAAAGAUUAAAGCUUCUCGCAAAACCACCACUUCAUUUAGUGCUACAAAAUUAACUCGUUCAAGGAGCAGCUUGUUGGAGAAGAUGGAGAAGGAGCUAUGCAUAUGGGUGGAAGAUCAACUGCACCGUCGCAUUUCUUUAAGUCAACUCAUGAUCAUGGAGAAAGCCAGGAGCAUCUUCACCCACCUGCAGGAACAAGAGGGCAAGGGAUCCACGCUGGAGACGUUCACGGCCAGCCGAGGGUGGUUCUUCAGGUUUAAACGUCGCAGCAACUUGCAGAACAUUCACAUCAGUGGGGAAGCCUCAUGUGCUGACGAUCAGGCAGCACAGGAGUAUACUGACAUGCUCAGAGCCAUCAUCAAGCGUGGUAACUAUCCUCCUCAGCUUGUCUUCAAUGUGGAUGAAACAGGCCUUUUUUGGAAAAGGAUGCCAUCAUGCACCUUUAUCUCCCAAGAAGAAAAGUGUGCAUCUGGAUUUAAGGCUGCCAAAGAUCGCCUGAUGCUUCUGCUGGGGGGUAAUGCUAUAGGAGACCUUAAACUGAAACCCAUGCUCGUCUACCAUGCAAGAAGCCUUAGAGUGAUGGAAGGGUUUUCAAGUGAGCAUCUGCCUCUAAUCUGGAGGGCAAACAAGGUGGCUUGGAUAACAAUCACCAUAUUCCAUCAGUGGUUCACUUCAUAUUUCUGCCCAACAGUGAAGUCUUAUUGUGAGGAAAAUAACCUGGAGCUUAAAGCACUAUUGGUGCUUGACAGUACCCCAGGCCACCCACUGAACCUUGAAAGCCUCCCAACUUGCCUUCCUGUGGAGGUGGUGUACCUUCCAGCAAACACAACAUCCCCUAUCCAGCCAAUGGAUCAGGGCGUCAUUUCCAAUUUCAAGGCUUACUACCUUCGAUGUAUAUUCAAGCAACUCAGUGAGAUAACAGAUGGACAAGAUAAGCAGUCAAUUAGGGAAUUCUGGAGGUCGUACAACAUGAUGAAGGCCAUUGAAAACAUCAGUGCAUCUUGGGCAGAAGUCACCAGUGUUUGCAUGAACAAUGUUUGGCGGAAGUUAUGGCCAGAGGUUUGUGGUGACUCUGUGGGAUGUGAGGAGGGAGAGCAAGUGAUCAUCAGUGAUAUUGUCCAGCUUGCUGCCCAGGCGGGACUGGACGAAGUAGAUGCUGAUGAUGUAGUAGAACUACUGCGGUCUCAUGGAGAUGGACUAACAAAUGAGGAAUUGCAGGAGCUGGAGCAAUACUGUGUGUGUGUACAGACUGAGGACACUGAAUCAACAGAGACUCCAGCUGAAAGAAAUUUAAGCAUAGCAAUUCUGAUGGAAGGCAUCAAAAAAAUUGAGGAGGGAUUGGAGUUAUUUUCUGCGAAUGACCCAGACUGGGAGCGCAGCUUGUCGGUGAGGAGAAUUGUGCUCGACAGUAUCUCCUGUUAUAGGGAAAUGCUCAGUGAAAGGGAGAGACAAGCAAGGCCGCUAAGCCUGGGUUGUAUCAUAAAGGAAGAGCCACAGCCUGGCCCAUCUGCGCCAUAGCCUGGUUCACUGCCAG